Pogona vitticeps (central bearded dragon) is the source of this 2887-nucleotide messenger RNA. RefSeq names its product abraxas 2, BRISC complex subunit (gene ABRAXAS2). Gene Ontology annotation, biological process: attachment of spindle microtubules to kinetochore; mitotic spindle assembly; protein K63-linked deubiquitination. Gene Ontology annotation, molecular function: polyubiquitin modification-dependent protein binding; microtubule binding. Lineage: Eukaryota; Metazoa; Chordata; Lepidosauria; Squamata; Agamidae. Gene Ontology annotation, cellular component: nucleus. The record is from RefSeq and is a predicted model, not a curated record.
GGCGCGGUGCCUGGUGGGAUCGUCGUCGGAGGUGGUGGUGGGGCUCCAUCAUGGCGGCUUCCAUUUCAGGCUACACGUUCAGUUCUGUCUGUUAUUACAGCGCUAAUAGCAGCGCCGACCACGAAGGAUUCCUGUUGGGAGAAGUGAGACAAGAGGAAACAUUCAGUAUUAGUGACUCUCAAAUCAGCAACACUGAAUUUCUGCAAGUAAUUGAAAUCCACAAUCAUGAACCUUGUUCCAAACUCUUUAGCUUUUACGACUAUGCAGGUAAAGUCAGUGAAGAGAAUUUGGACAGAAUUCUUAAAGAUCGGAGAAAAAACGUUAUUGGAUGGUACAGGUUUAGGAGAAACACUCAACAACAGAUGUCAUAUAGAGAACACAUCAUCCAUAAACAGUUGACACAGAUUCUUGGAGUGCCUGACCUUGUCUUCCUUCUCUUCAGUUUCAUCUCUACUGCAAAUAACUCAACACAUGCUUUAGAAUAUGUUCUCUUUAGACCAAACCGAAGGUAUCAUCAAAGAGUGUCACUCACUAUUCCUAAUUUGGGCAAUACAAGUCAACAAGAAUACAAGGUUUCUUCAGUGCCAAAUACUUCCCAAACUUAUACCAAAGUUAUUAAGGAACAUGGUACCGACUUUUUUGAUAAAGAUGGCGUGAUGAAAGACAUCAGGGCUAUAUAUCAGGUUUAUAAUGCACUUCAGGAAAAAGUACAGGCAGUAUGUAUAGAUUUAGAGAAAAGUGAACGAGCUGUUGAAUCCUUCCAGGCUGAGGUGAAUAAGCUAAAAAGGCAAAUUUCACAAAGGAAAAAUGAAAAGGAACAAGAACUAAGACUGCAGCAGACCAUUCUAAGUAGGCAACUCUCAAAUGAUACCUUGGAGUCUAUAUUCAUCCCACGAAUGUCUCAUGCUGGAUUUGCAGUGGAAGGUAGUAAUCCUGAAGAAUCAGAUUCCUCUGACCCUCCUCCUCCUUAUGCUGACUUCAGCGUGAUCAAUCAUGACAGUGCUAUACGUCCUGGUGUUCUAGAAAGCAAUGUUUUUAUGCCUCGACCUCAAGCAGUGGGCUCUUCUAGUUAUGUUUCCACAAAUACCGUAUUGAAGCAUUCAGGCAAUGGAACAUCCAUACCAUCUUCUUCUCAAACAACCUCCGGUAACAAUGUUAAUGAAUCGGAAGACAGUGACUGUGAGAAUUUGCUUGAACCUACAGAGUCAUCUGACAGUGAAUACGCACAGACAAGAGAUUCUCGACAUUUGGCACAUGCGGAUGGAGAUUCCAGGAAUACACAAAUCUCCCAAAUUUAAUAGAACAUAAGCUUAAUAUAGCACUAUGUUUCCUAAUUGUUAUGGAAGUAUUUUGGGAUUUAACUUGGAGAAAAUGAGCUACAGAAGUGGAUUACUGUGCACAGCAAAUGUAGAAGACUUGAACAUAGAUGGCUUAUUCACUUUGUGAUACAUUUUUGCAAGUUUUUGUAAUGAAAUCAUUACGAUAAUCAAACUGUACUAAUUGAUGAGAUUCAUGGAUAUACUGGUAAAGAAGCAAAGUGAAAUAUGAAAUGUGUAGCUUUUGUUGCCGUGUUUUCCAUAAGAAAAUGGGAUCUUGCAACUAAGCACAGUCUUUAAUUAUCUCAAAUCAAAGCUUACCUCGUGCACUAUCAUGCCUUGAAUUUUAGGGGGGUUAUUUCUAACAACUUUGAUCUGCCGGCUUUUUAAAUUGUAAAGCCAAAUAGAUCGUUACCAGAAAAAAUAAAUAAACUUUUGUUAAUUCCAAAAAGUCUGAUUGGAACAAAUGUGAACUAUCUUCUUUGCAUGUUCUUUUAAUAGAGAGGAAGUUUCAAUCUUUUUCUACUAGCCUAAUGUGUAUCACUUAAAAUUAUGGUUGCCUUUUUACGUAGAAAAGCAUUUACCAGUAAAUCAUCAAUGAAUGUCUCAAACAUAAUUACUUUGAUUUUGGUGAAUUUAAAGUGACUUUGCCGCAGUAUCCUGAUUAUCUCAUUUUUGCUCCAAAAAUAUGAAGAGCACAUAGCAGAAGAUGAUGUGGUCAGUUCUGUCAAGGUGGUUGUCUUAGAACUGUACAAAUGCUGAAAAUAUAGUGGUGACAGGCACCUGCAAAAAUAAUAAUAAUAAUCCAGAUAUGUUCUAUACAACUUGAAGUCAUGAGGAAUGGAAGAGGCUGAAUAGUGAACUAUCCUAGGGUUUCCACUUAAAUUUAACCUGUAGCUUUUGUUGGGUUGGGGGUUGUGAUUUUGGAGGCACAAUAUGGACUCUUAAAGAAUGUUUGAACGCACUUACAUUUUUUAAUUACUUUUAUGCUUUCAGUAACAUUUGUCCCAAAGAAAUGAAACUGUGCCAUUCUAUAUCUGAUUAAUCUUGUUCCUCAAUUAGUGAACAGCAAACCCUUUGGUCUGUGAGAAUGCAUAUUAGCCAUAUGCAAUCCCACUCUUCACUGCAAGAAGACUUCUUUUAGAUAUCUUCUUGCCGGAGGCUAAAAACUCAGUAGGAAAUAUUCCCUCCCCUAUUUGUUAGCCUUCCUGUUUUCUGUACUAAAUAAAACCAAGUGACUUUUUAAAUAUGGUAAACAUUUCUGUCUCCUUGGACAUUUGGGAUUCUAUAAAAAUUUCUGUUUUCAUUAUGUUAACAUAUUCUUUGGCCUUAACAUGGUGCAUUUUAUUUUUCAUCUCUGCAGUCUGCUCUAAUUAAUGAAAGUGUUCUAGGGUUUUAUUAACUUUGGGUAUCUGCAAGCAACUGUAGUGCUGGUUUGUUGAACAUGUGCUGUCGCCAUCUCAGUUCAUUCAAGAAAAAUUAUUUUUUAUCACUCAGAAACCUUUAAUGUACAUUUCUGACAAAGCAGUUAAAUGUGACAAUAAAAUCUUAUUUAAUCCUUUAUCUUUUAA